This is a messenger RNA of Camellia sinensis, 1473 nucleotides long. The record is from RefSeq and is a predicted model, not a curated record. NCBI's taxonomy places the organism in Eukaryota, Viridiplantae, Streptophyta, Magnoliopsida, Ericales, Theaceae.
AUGAUCUUUCGCAAUCCUGCAAAGCGCAACAAAACAAUAAUUUUGAUUCUAAUCGGGGUUUAUUUCCAGCAUACCCUGCAGAAAGUUUGGUCAAGGGCCAAUACAAUAGGUAUCGGGAAGGGAUCUGAGGCAGUUGAGAAGAAGCAACACUCUGCCAGUGAGGUUUGGAGCACCAAACCUAGAGUUCAUGGAGAUGGAUACCUUUAUGAUGUUGGUGUGCACAUAUGGUUGCAGUACAACUAUGUCCGAACAUCGAAGAAUCCAAGAGUUAGUUCUGAUUUGGUGUUAAGUGCUAUAUCUGAAAUUGUGAGGGACAAGUUGUUGACUUGGUUGUGUGAGGUGGUGACUAUUUUGAAGAGGGAUUAUGGGCUAGAUGUGAGUUACCACAUGGUAUGGUUGGGCAUGGAGAAAACAAAGGCUGUUAUUCAUGGAGCUCACUCAUUAUCGUUUGACCAGCUACGGUGGUAUUCGGAUGCUGUGAUGCGUUAUAAUUCGGGAAGUUAUGUCAAUAUUGACUAUGAUGCAAAUGAAAUAUUCCUUAAAGGAAAGUACAAAGGUCAGCUACUUGCGACAAUGGCGAAAGAUGGAAACAAUGAAGCGAUGCCGAAGGUGUUCCCAUCUGCUUACCACGGUUAUUGCUUACAACACUUGAAGAACAACUUAAGAGACCAGAUCAAGGUAAUUGAUAAUGGAUCUAGGGACCACCUCGUUAGUAGUUUGGGUGACUAUGCUUACGAGCCAACUGUGGUAGGGUUCCAUGAAAAGCUUGAGAAAUUAAAAGAAGAGGGUUCAAAGAAAUUUAAUCUAAUAUUGUACAAUGUUUGUGAUGUUGUGCAAGGGCAUGCGUUAUGGGGAGAUGACAUCCCGAAGUUAUUUAAUAAUUGGAUUAAAGAAGUACACAAUCUUCCUAUUACUCAAAUGGUGGACACAAUUCGUACUCAGUUGAUGCAGCAAAUGUCUGCGCGACGUGACCAAGCAAAUAAGUGGAAUGAGCUUAUUUGUCCUACAUUCGAAACAAUGCUUCUUGAUUCGUUCAAUGACAGCAGGUCUUGGCAGGUGAGCAAAGCCAAUGAGGAUGUGUUUGAGGUUCAUUCUAUACCAUCUGUUACAGUUGAUAUUGCAAGGCGUAUGUGUUCUUGCUUCAAAUGGCAAAUUAACGGAUUUCCAUGUAACCAUGCUGUUGUUGCUAUUCAGAAGAGCCGCUACAAUCUCAAUGAUUGUGUGGAACAUUUCUUUCAUGUAGAGAUGUAUCGUGUAGCCUAUUCGGGUGCCAUAUUCCCUAUACUGUGGGUGGAAAAACCGCUUUUUGAUCCCACAAACUUCACUAUAUGCCCACCAACUGUGAAAAGACCACCUGACAGGCCGCAAAAGAAUAGAAUCCCAUCAAGGGGUGAGAAAUUAAAGCAAAUAAGGUGCGGGAGAUGUGAUAAGUUGGGAAAUCACAAUCAGAAAUCAUGCAAGGAGCCGAUAUAG